Messenger RNA from Physcomitrium patens, 2227 nucleotides. NCBI's taxonomy places the organism in Eukaryota, Viridiplantae, Streptophyta, Bryopsida, Funariales, Funariaceae. The record is from RefSeq and is a predicted model, not a curated record.
ACUUAACUUGCAGGGGUAUCGUAGCUUGAAAGGGAGAGAUCAGGAUUACCUGUUAAGAGUCGCCCAGUCUCAUCCAUUAGCCUGUAAGGUGCACACAACAGGUAGUUGUGGACCGCAAAUUCCAUCCAUCAGUGUAGUUUGUCUGCAGCCCUCCAGAACUAGUACAGUACUCCGACUUCCACAUCAAGGUACAGCUUACAGUGAGUGCACUAGGACAGAGGCAUUGCAACUGAGGCGUCAGUGUUGGUGGUGGAUGUUGUGUCCACGUUCUUGUUGAGGCACACUAGGACUACUCCGGGAGUGAUCUCGAAGCGAGAGCAUCUGCUGGCGCGUGGGAAUCUUAUCCUUUGGGAUUUCUCCCAGUGUUGUCGAGGUGUGAUUGUUUGAGAUUUUCAAAGCCUUAAAGUGGUGAAGUCCAAGCUUACAAUCCCGUGUAUUAUUUCGCAUUAAAGAUGGCCUUCACCAAUAGAGCUGGCAUAGUUUUCUGUGCAGUUUUUGUCACUCUUUUACAAAAACUCAAUGGCGCCGAGUUGCUUCCCAACGUUGAGAGAGCAAGCUUUCCCAAAGGCUUCAUCUUCGGAACCGCCACUGCCGCUUACCAGUAUGAAGGAGCUGCAAGCGAAGGAGGCAAAGGCCCAAGCAUCUGGGAUACUUUCUCACAUCAACCAGGGAAAAUCCAAGGGAAUGGUACCGGAGACAUUGCCGUUGACCAGUAUCAUCGAUAUGUCGAGGAUGUAUGGUUAUUGAAGGACUUAAAUAUGGAGGCAUAUCGAUUUUCCAUCUCCUGGCCACGCGUGUUUCCAAAGGGCACAGGCGUGGUGAAUUGGGAAGGAGUCAAAUACUAUGAUAAUCUAAUCAGCGAACUUUUGAAACUUGGCAUUGAACCCUAUGUCACAUUAUACCAUUGGGAUAUGCCUCAAGCUCUUGAAGACUCGAUUGGAGGAUGGUUAAGUCCUCAGAUAGUGGAACCAUUCGCGAGGUACGCGCGGUUUUGCUUCGAAAGGUGGGGCACAAAAGUGAAGCACUGGAUCACUUUCAACGAGAUUCAUAGCUUUGCAGGGGCAGGUUACUAUACAGGAGUCAUGGCACCAGGGCGAUGUUCGGCGCCGUAUGGGAAUUGCUCACAAGGCAAUUCUCUCACCGAACCUUAUAUAGUCAGUCACCACGCUUUGUUAUCGCAUGCUCAAGUUGUUGACAUCUACAGAAAGGAGUUUCAGGCAGAUCAACACGGAGUCAUCGGCAUCACUACAGAUUGCACUUGGUAUGAACCUCUUGAUCAAGGCUCUGCUUCGGACAAACAAGCUGCUGAAUAUUCCGUUCAAGCAUUCCUAGGAUGGUAUUUGGAUCCUAUAUUUUUCGGAGAUUACCCGGCUUCAAUGAGAGAGUCUCUAGGAUCACGGCUUCCCACAUUUACAAAAGAAGAAGCAGCACUUAUUAAAGGAUCACAGGAUUUUGUAGGAAUAAACCAUUACACUUCAAAUUAUGCGACAUACAACAGUUCCACCGGGGAGAUCACCCAAACAGCCAUUGAGUUAAGGAGAUUGAUGGAUGCAGGAUACAGAAAUGGCGUUCCCAUUGGAGAUCCGACAGUAUCUGAGUGGCUAUUCAUAGCGCCAACUGGGAUGCGGAAGUUGCUGGGGUGGGUACGGAAUAGAUACAACAAUCCAAUAGUAUACAUCACUGAAAAUGGUGUUUCUGAAGCCAACAAAGACCAAGAGCUGCCCUUAGUGGACCAACUUAAAGACAGUGUACGAAUAAAUUAUUACCACAGUUACAUGCAAAACCUCCUCCUUGCAAUCAGGGAUGGAUCUGAUGUGCGUGGUUAUUUUGCGUGGUCAUUAAUGGACAACUUUGAAUGGGCAGUGGGCUACACCGUCCGCUUUGGAAUCUAUUAUGUGGAUUACAAAAAUGGCUUGGCUAGAUACCCCAAAAGCUCUGUGCAUUGGUUUCAACAGAUUCUAAAGAAAAAAAGAGUAGUUUAGUGUUAAUCAUGCCUUCAAUUCCUUUAAAGCAAUAAUUUCAUGUCUUCAUUAGACUAUCGAAUAAUGCUCUAUGUGGCAUUCAUCCUUGAUCUUAGACUAUAACUCUUGGUUUUGUUUCUACAGUGUUAAAUUUAAACUUUUUGUUAAUUGGAGGGAUUUGAUAUUGAGAUUGAUCGUAUCCUGGUCCAAUUCAUUUGUAAAUUUGGAUAAAUUUAAAGUUCACGAGUCCAACAUUGUGAUAUUAA